CCUGUUGCGCUCCAUUCCCCUCCUCCCCCAUCUUCUCUCCUCGCUUAUCCCCCCCGUCCCCUGCUCGCUGUGUUGGCAAAACCUCCUCCUAGUCCUCCACCAAGAAAAAAAGAGGAAAGGCCGUUUGCUGUCGCGCGGGAGGAAGGAAGCUUCUCGAGCUCUCCGCCGCUGCCCCGCCCCCGUCGGGCGGUUUCCGCGCCGCGCCGGUGGGAUCCGAGCCCCGAGCUUGGCGCGCGGCGAUCCUCGUAUCACAUAGGAUUCCACUGAAUUCAACUGCUGAAGAAAGCCAAGUAAGGUGGCUUUGGUAGUGGGACUGACCAGCUUGUGGAAUUUCCCAAAUACUGUCCAGGACAAUGGCUGCUCUUUGUGAUUUCUGUGGGAAACAAAGGUCAAUGAUCUACUGCAGAUCAGAUGCAGCAUCCUUGUGUUUAUCAUGUGAUCGUAGUGUUCAUUCAGCUAAUGCGCUGUCCCGGCGUCACACAAGGACCCUUCUUUGUGAUCGUUGUGGUUCACAGCCUGCAGCUGCCCACUGUAUUGAAGAGAACACAUCACUUUGCCAAAAUUGUGAUUGGAAUGGGCAUGAUGCUACAUCAGGGGCUACUGGGCAUAAAAGGCAGGCCAUAAACUGUUACUCCGGGUGCCCAUCAUCGUCAGAACUUUCGAGAAUCUGGUCAUUUGUUAUGGAUAUCCCAACUGUAGCUGCUGAGCCCAACUGUGAGGAUGGAAUAAGCAUGAUGACAAUUGAUGACAGUGAUGUUACAAAUCAUUGUGAUGCUUCAGAUGAUAAAAGAUUGUUGGAAAUAGCUAACACAACACUCAUGAGUGAUCCACCCACUGGUGACAAGCUUAAACCUCUCAUAGGAUCUCCUUCAGGUGAUGGGUUCAAUAUUCUGCCACUAGCCACCGAUCAGCCUGCCGGAUCAGAUUCAAUGACACCAAAGGUACCCUAUGCUACAGACGAUGAUAAGUUCAAUGAUGGCAGCAUGUAUGAAGACUUAUGUGUGGAUGAUACUGACCUGACAUUUGAGAAUUACGAAGAACUCUUUGGUACCUCUCACAUUCAAACAGAGCAACUCUUUGAUGAUGCUGGAAUUGACAGUUACUUUGAAAUGAAGGAAAUGCCGCCUUUUGACUCUAAUGAGGAGCCCAAAUAUAUGCAGCUGGAAUGUAGCAAUGUGGUAUCAGCAGAUUCCGCGAUGUCAAACCAAGGUGCAAGGGCUGAUUCCAGCCUUUGUAUUCCUGUUAGGCAAGUCAGAUCCAGUAUAUCUCAAUCCUUCUCUGGUUUGACUGGUGAGAGCAGUGCUGGAGAUCACCAAGAUUGUGGGGUAUCACCAAUGCUCCUCAUGGGUGAGCCACCGUGGCAUCCUCCUGGUCCUGAAGGUUCAGUUGCUGGAGGCAGCAGAGAUAGUGCUCUCACACGAUACAAGGAGAAGAAGAAGAGACGAAAGUUUGACAAGAAGAUCAGAUAUGCUUCUCGCAAGGCUAGGGCAGACGUGAGGAAAAGGGUCAAGGGACGUUUUAUAAAGGCUGGCGAAGCGUAUGACUACGAUCCGCUAAGCCAAACAAGGAGCUACUGAUCCCUGGAUGCGACUGGCUAUCUUCCAGUGUCAAGCUUGCAACCUUCAACUGCUCAUCUGUUGUAGGUUGCGCGACAAGAUCACUGGAGAGCGCAAGCAAUUGCAUGCAGCAGAGCCUGCAAUUGAAAUACGGGGAAAGGGUUAAAAAGAGAUACCAAAUGUUGGGAUGAAAAUGACACAAAAAAGAAAGAAAGAUGCAUACAUGCCGGAAGUCAGUGGAUGCUGCUACUGCUCCAUUUUCUUUGGCGGAACAUGCAUCUUCAGUUGCUUGUGGAUGAGUGGUCUGAAUCGCGCUCUGCCCUCUGUGCAUUGAUCGGAUGCAGCCAUGGGCGAUCGUCCUCCAGCCCCACCGCUCCAUGCAUGGCGACCAUACCUGCUUCUGCUAUGGUGUUCUGCGGUGAGCUGCCAGGUUGUAUACAUUCUGAGUAACAGCCUAACAGGAUACACUGUACCUCUCAAGUUUCCUCCUGUAAUAUUAUUUUGCGAAGCACAAUCUUCUGCUGUGAGGAGAUUGUUCUUCGGUCGUGUAUGUUUGUAGAUUGACCUAACACUGUAAAGAAAAAUGCCCUGGUGAUUGUAAAGUUCUGGACACUGAACCCCUGUUAAAGGUUUUCCUUUUUGUGCCACGAUAACCUUCUUGUGCA
Messenger RNA from Setaria italica (foxtail millet), 2221 nucleotides. Its product is annotated as zinc finger protein CONSTANS-LIKE 9. NCBI's taxonomy places the organism in Eukaryota, Viridiplantae, Streptophyta, Magnoliopsida, Poales, Poaceae. Bases 354 to 1577 code for a protein of 407 amino acids. The record is from RefSeq and is a predicted model, not a curated record. The transcript has 5 exons. Gene Ontology annotation, molecular function: protein binding; zinc ion binding.